Centruroides sculpturatus (bark scorpion) is the source of this 861-nucleotide messenger RNA. Its product is annotated as serine/threonine-protein phosphatase 4 catalytic subunit B-like. Gene Ontology annotation, molecular function: protein serine/threonine phosphatase activity. Gene Ontology annotation, biological process: double-strand break repair via homologous recombination; peptidyl-serine dephosphorylation. The transcript is spliced from 6 exons. Gene Ontology annotation, cellular component: nucleus; cytoplasm. The record is from RefSeq and is a predicted model, not a curated record. Bases 352 to 858 code for a protein of 168 amino acids. Lineage: Eukaryota; Metazoa; Arthropoda; Arachnida; Scorpiones; Buthidae.
AAAUUCUCAGCGUAGUUACACAAGCCACCGACAGAGGACGAUUCGAUCCAUACACUCCUAUUUACUCUUCACCGAAGUAUGGUUAAGUCAGUUGCAGUAAAAAUUUUGGUAAGGGAAAUUAGUCAUACAGUCUCCUGUCAGACUUGAUGUGUUUGAUAAUUAAAUUUAGUUGAAAAGUCAAUCAUUUAUAAUAAUCAGAGGGAAUAUAGAGUGAUAAAAAGUUUUAUAUUUCAGAUAAAUAUAUCAAGAAAAACAAAUCUAGAUUGGCUGAUUUGAAAAUGUUUUGGUGGUUUGGAUGGAAAAGAACACAGGAUUUAAUAUAAUUUAAGCCUUAAUUUUUAGAAUUUUCAAAUGGGAGAUUGCAGUGAUUUAGAUAGACAAAUUGAACAACUACAAAGAUGUGAGGUGAUUGACGAAAGUGAAGUCAAAGCUCUCUGUGCUAAAGCUAGAGAGAUAUUAAUUGAAGAAAGCAAUGUUCAACAAGUAGACUCACCAAUAACUGUUUGUGGUGACAUACAUGGACAAUUUUAUGAUUUAAAAGAACUUUUUAAAGUAGGAGGGGAAGUUCCGGAUACUAAUUAUUUAUUUCUCGGUGAUUUUGUAGAUAGAGGUUUCUAUAGUGUUGAAACAUUUUUAUUGCUUCUUGCUUUAAAGGUUAGAUAUCCCGAUCGAAUAACAUUGAUACGAGGAAAUCAUGAAAGUCGUCAGAUUACUCAAGUUUAUGGAUUUUAUGAUGAAUGUAUUAGAAAAUAUGGUUCUGUUACUGUCUGGAGAUAUUGCACAGAAAUUUUUGAUUAUCUCAGUUUAUCAGCAGUUAUUGAUGGAAAAGUAAGUUGUCUUUUAUCACGAUUGUUAUAAGAA